CUGGCCGAUGAUCCCAAUGUGGUCAUUGCCAAGAUGGACGCUACAGCCAAUGAUGUGCCAUCUCAAUAUGAAGUCAGCGGUUUCCCUACAAUCUACUUUUCCCCUGCUGGACACAAGUUGAACCCAAAGAAAUAUGAGGGAGGACGCGAGGUCAACGACUUCAUCUCCUACCUGAAGAAAGAGGCCACCAACCCGUUGGUAGUGCAGAAAAAGAAGAAGAAGGAUGGCGACAAAUCAGAGCUAUAAAAGCUCCGAACAGGAACUCAGCAUCCACCCCAUCACAACAGGAGGAGGGUUGGGGAAGAUAAAGAACUAAAUUAUAUUCCACUCUUAGUGAACAAAUGCUCUGAAGCCGAAGUCCAACAGACUUCAUCCUUUAGGUCCUCCGCUGCUCUGGAUUACUGUGGAAGGUGGUGGCAAGGGUCUGCCCGAUUGUUAUUUUUUCAAACAGUAAAAUUUUUAGGGACGAGGGACCGCUUUUGAAUAAUUAAGAUUUGUAUUUCCUCUGGUCUGUCUACUACACAUCAUGCUGAUGCACUUUGGUUUGACACCAGUUUCCAGUCAUCUGUUGUUUUGGUUUUUGUCGUCAUCACAGGGGCUAACUACUUUUUUUUUUCUUGUUUGUAACUGGUCUUUGUUU
This is a messenger RNA of Austrofundulus limnaeus, 640 nucleotides long. RefSeq names its product protein disulfide-isomerase A3. NCBI's taxonomy places the organism in Eukaryota, Metazoa, Chordata, Actinopteri, Cyprinodontiformes, Rivulidae. Gene Ontology annotation, biological process: response to endoplasmic reticulum stress; protein folding. The record is from RefSeq and is a predicted model, not a curated record. Gene Ontology annotation, molecular function: protein disulfide isomerase activity. Gene Ontology annotation, cellular component: endoplasmic reticulum; cell surface.